AUGGGCACCGGAGGACUUGUGGUUUUUCGUUCUGCUGAGAAGGGAGCUCGGAGGGGCGUCUAUGCUUGCAUCUACUUUCAAUGUGACGGCUAUUACACGUCCCUUGGAGUGCGGCUUGCCGAGUUCCUGAAGACAUGCAAGCUGGUGAACGGACUCAGCGGGGAGCCUGAUGACGGCAAAAUCAUCUGCAACGGCUUCGGCUGCUUAGUGGCGCAGUUCAUUUCACACUUCAAGACUGGGGCCGGCCACCUCUACAUGUUUCCCACAGACUGCAAGCUCGAGAUGGAGUUUGUCUACAUCGUGGAAUGUGACGACUCACGCCCGCCAUCCCUGUCGGUGAAGUCCUGGAUGGGCGCACAUCCGAAUCCAGAGGAUGCCACAUCCAUGAGCCUCGAUGAGUUUCAUGCAUUCAGUUUGCAAGGCGGCCCAGCCUCGGAGGACGAGGCAGAAGGCACAGCUGCUGAAGCGAAGCCGGCACUAGCUCGCAGCGUCGGCGAGGAGUAG
Symbiodinium natans is the source of this 504-nucleotide messenger RNA. The record is from the annotation of a GenBank genome assembly. Lineage: Eukaryota; Dinophyceae; Suessiales; Symbiodiniaceae.